Ixodes scapularis (black-legged tick) is the source of this 1759-nucleotide messenger RNA. RefSeq lists its product as uncharacterized. The record is from RefSeq and is a predicted model, not a curated record. The transcript has a single exon. Gene Ontology annotation, molecular function: metal ion binding; protein binding. Lineage: Eukaryota; Metazoa; Arthropoda; Arachnida; Ixodida; Ixodidae. Bases 102 to 1235 code for a protein of 377 amino acids.
GGUACGUGACUUUCAAACACGACGCUGCCCUUAUAAAAGCUGCCGCGAUAGCGCGUCACAUACAUUCUCUCCGCACGAAGCAGUCGCACGAUAUCAACACAAUGGUGAAGACAAGACUUUCAGGAAUCGUCGGAGUUCUCGAUUGGAGGGACCUGGAAUUCAUGGAAGCCAUUCCGAGCUGGUGGACCUGUAAGCUGUGCGGUGCCGUUUCACGCUACACCCUCCUGCUACCUUGUUCCCACGAGUUCUGCGAAGUGUGCAACGAUCAAAUCACAGCCAAGGGACAGCGGUGCCCGCUCGACGGAUGCGAGUAUACCGUUAAAGAUGUCAAACGACUCGUGGUAAACCCUGUGCAGCUUGGCGAACGGGUAGCUCGCUGCGUGAACUUCAGUCGCGGCUGCAACUUUCAUGGUCCUGUGCGGAAGGUCAAGCAACAUUUUCAGGAUGGUUGCUCUUUCAACACGGUCACUUGCGUCAAGUGUAAACGCGAGGUGCUACACAAGGAGUACCUGGAACAUUUCCUCAGCUACUGUCCAGGUUGUGUCACUCCAGCGGUCAACCCAACUUGCGAGGACUCAAACGCUUCUGUCCAAGAAACGGAACUCGCAACGCUUCAAAUUUCUGAUUCCAGAACAGACGCACAAGACGACAUGAAUUCUCUUUUGGAACGCAUCGCAACGUUCACCGAGAGGGUAAAGGUACUCGAAGACACACUCUCGAGGAAAAUUUGCGAAACUUUGCCAACACGCAGAAGGAGCUCCACCCACCUCAUGGUGCAGGGUCGCAGUACGAUCAAAUCCGCCUCCUGCUGCAUUGGCGGCUUCUACUGUAGAGAAACCAAUGUUUCUACGAGCCAUACUACUAAGGGCUACAGCCAAAGUGUCAUGGUAGCUGGGUACACGCUUAAGGUGAGCAGCAAUUUCCAGUUUGAAGAUAACUGCACGUGGCUCUCCCUGUCCCUGAUGAUCUGUGAAGGUCCGUUCGAUAGCUUUGUGAGCUGGCCUUUUCGGAAGAAUUGCACCGUGAUUCUGGUGCAUCCUAUUGACUCUAGAAAGAACGUCAGGCGCCCCGUCUCCACAGAACUCAUGGACAACCGUUGUUAUCGGUGGUUCAGAAAACCGAAACCUGGAGAAGAUAACGAAGAGUUCGGACACCAGUUAUUCGACUCCAAAGACGUGGCGUUCAUGGGCUUUGUUGUAAACGAUUCAAUUUGUGUUUCCAUCGAGGUAGAAUAAGCUUUUAAUGAAUUUGAUGUUUCGCAUUCUGCAUUACUACUAUAAUCAAAGAAAUAAUUUUAAAUGUAAAAUGAGCGCUUUUUUAAUUAUUUAUUUCGUAUAACGUGAAAGUGAACAAUUUGUUUUUGUGAUGCUUUGCGAAAUUGUGGAGUCAUUUUUUUAGGUAUUGUAUUUUGCAGUUUGUGGUAUGUGUAUAAAGUGCUUUGUAAAAAGUACAAUUUGUCGUCAAAUUUUUUAUUGCAUUCGAAUACAACAUCUUUUACUGCCUUAAUAUUGAACGUAUAAAACUCAGAGGACAAGCGCAGGAUAACCACCAUCUUUAAUUUAGCAAAAACGUUUAUUUCGGGUAGGAAAAUUCCACCCUGAACGAGAUCCCUGAACGAGAACGAGAUAGCCAAUAAAUUCGAGGUUAUUUGGCCUUGUUCGAAACCCCAGGAGGCAAACUAAAAUUCAAAAGGGAAGAUUCAUCCUUGGAAGGGCUACAAUUUUUAGACAUGCGAUUGAAAAAAAAAAAAAAAAAAAAA